Pogona vitticeps (central bearded dragon) is the source of this 4359-nucleotide messenger RNA. Lineage: Eukaryota; Metazoa; Chordata; Lepidosauria; Squamata; Agamidae. The record is from RefSeq and is a predicted model, not a curated record.
CGCCCUUGGCGAGGAGACCCCGCGCCUACAGUGAGAGGUGAAACCAAGAUGGCGGCCGUGCAGUGACUGAGGCUGAGACAGGAGGACGUGAGCGGCCAGUGUCUCGACCACCUCCUCCGCUCGCGGAGGGGCUUCGCUCCCUCGCCGGGUGCUCGGGACGGAGCUGACGACGCGGAAAGAGAGAGGAAGCUCCGUCUGAGCAAAGUAGCAGUGAGAGUCACGGGAGCAAGAAGAACAUGGCGGCAGCAGCAGCGGCGGCGGCGUCUGGCUGGAAGUACACUCGCCGCUGCUCUUGAGGGGCACUGAUGGGGCUGCCGGGGCGCUGAGACCGCCUGCGCGCCCAGCCCAUUCGGCCUGCUUCCUCUCCCCGCCCCCAUCCGUGCAGGCUGCUGCGUCCUCCGCCCUCAGCUUAGGCCGCGGCCUUCUCUGGGAAGAAGCGGCGCCCCCGCCUCGGUCCUUUAGUCUUGACCAGCCGAGAGCACAAGAGGGGGCUUCGGGCCUGGCCCUCCCUUGCACAAUAGGACAGUCAGAGGACGAGCCGAUCCCCUCUUGGGUGCUUCCUUCUUUCCCCUUCCCUGCCCCAUCUCCUUCUGUCACCCCUGCCCCCAGUCACAGCUCCCGGUUGUACCCCGGCUUUUCCUCCUCGUUAAUUUGGUAUUUCUACCUACCAUUCUGUGGGUUAUUUGUGUAACUAGCUAAUCUUUCCCGCUCUCCUUUCGUGUCAUCGAUCUGCUUCCUCCCUUCGUUCCUUUUCCCCUGCUACUUGUCAGUUACCUCAGAUUUUCUCUCUUAUUAGUGCCAGCCUUGUUGGCGAAUUUUGGCAUUCCCAUUGGUUUGCUACCUGAUACUCCUUCCUAUUCUUAUAUCUUUCCCUUUAUGUCUCUUUUUGUUCUGUUUCUUUUCAACGGUAUUUUUGCUACUUCCUCUUCUCUCCCAUUCUACUAUCUUGCUGCUUCACUGCAAAACUUCUGGCCUCUCAUUUUGCAUUGGCAAAUCCCCCCUUUUGGGGAUGAUGAGGCAGCUAAUUUAGCAGUGGCAGUAAAGACAACUGUUUGUGGUAUCGUGUGGGACUUUUACUCCCUUUCCUGCUCCCCUUUAUUGAGGGGGGCAAAGCCCCCCAUCGCAUUUCGGCUUCCUUGACUUUCUAGGCCUUUGUGGUGUGCCAAGAGACAGGAUGACUGAUACCCGGAGGAGGGUGAAGGUUUACACUCUGAAUGAAGAUAGACAGUGGGAUGAUCGAGGCACUGGACAUGUGUCCUCUGGCUAUGUGGAAAAGCUGAAGGGCAUGUCCCUGCUUGUCAGGGCAGAGAGUGAUGGUUCACUUCUUCUGGAAUCAAAAAUCAAUCCAAAUACUGCAUACCAGAAGCAACAGGACACACUGAUCGUGUGGUCUGAAGCAGAGAACUAUGAUCUGGCGCUUAGCUUUCAAGAAAAGGCUGGAUGCGAUGAAAUAUGGGAAAAAAUAUGUCAGGUUCAAGGGAAAGAUCCUUCGGUGGACAUCACUCAGGAUCUGGUGGAUGAAUCUGAAGAGGAACGCUUUGAUGAUAUGUCAUCCCCAGGUUUAGAAUUGCCAUCUUGUGAAUUAAGUCGAUUAGAAGAAAUUGCAGAACUUGUGGCAUCUUCACUGCCUUCCCCAUUGCGACGUGAGAAACUUGCUUUAGCACUGGAAAAUGAGGGCUAUAUUAAAAAGCUCUUAGAAAUUUUUCACGUGUGUGAGGACUUGGAGAAUAUUGAGGGACUGCACCAUUUGUACGAAAUUAUUAAGGGAAUCUUCCUUUUGAAUAGAACUGCACUUUUUGAAGUCAUGUUUUCUGAAGAAUGUAUAAUGGAUGUAAUUGGAUGCCUAGAAUAUGACCCCUCUUUAUCACAGUCACGGAAACACAGGGAAUUUCUGACAAACACUGCAAAAUUUAAAGAAGUUAUUCCAAUAUCUGAUCCAGAAUUGAAACAGAAGAUACAUCAGACAUACAGAGUACAGUAUAUUCAAGAUAUGGUUCUACCUACUCCUUCGGUAUUUGAGGAAAACAUGUUGUCAACUCUUCAUUCAUUCAUCUUUUUUAAUAAAGUAGAAAUAGUUGGUAUGUUGCAGGAGGAUGAAAAGUUUUUGACAGACCUAUUUGCACAACUUACAGAUGAAGCUACAGAUGAGGAGAAAAGGCAAGAAUUGGUAAACUUCCUUAAAGAGUUUUGUGCAUUUUCUCAAACUUUACAACCUCAAAACAGAGAUGCUUUCUUCAAAACAUUGUCUAAUAUGGGCAUUCUUCCAGCAUUAGAAGUCAUCCUAGGUAUGGAUGAUGCACAAGUGAGAAGUGCAGCUACUGAUAUAUUUUCCUAUUUGGUGGAAUAUAGUCCAUCUAUGGUACGAGAGUUUGUUAUGCAGGAAGCUCAGCAGAAUGAUGAUGAUAUCUUACUCAUUAACCUCAUCAUAGAACACAUGAUUUGUGAUACAGAUCCUGAACUUGGAGGAGCAGUCCAGCUGAUGGGUCUGUUACGUACCUUGGUGGAUCCAGAAAAUAUGUUAGCUACUGCCAAUAAAACAGAAAAGACAGAAUUCUUGGGGUUCUUUUAUAAACAUUGUAUGCAUGUUCUCACUGCACCUUUAUUGGCCAAUACUACGGAGGAGAAGCCUAGCAAAGAUGACUUUCAGACAGCCCAACUAUUGGCCUUGAUAUUAGAGUUACUAACUUUCUGUGUAGAACAUCAUACAUACCAUAUAAAGAACUACAUUAUUAACAAGGAUAUACUUCGAAGAGUGCUAGUUCUGAUGGCCUCCAAGCAUGCUUUCUUGGCACUAUGUGCUUUGCGUUUUAAAAGAAAGAUAAUUGGACUGAAGGAUGAAUUCUACAACCGUUACAUAAUGAAGAGUUUUUUGUUUGAACCAGUGGUCAAAGCAUUUCUCAACAAUGGCUCCCGCUAUAAUCUGAUGAACUCUGCUAUUAUAGAAAUGUUUGAGUUCAUUAGAGUGGAAGACAUAAAAUCCUUAACAGCUCAUGUAAUUGAGAAUUACUGGAAGGCUCUAGAAGAUGUAGAUUAUGUGCAGACAUUCAAAGGUUUGAAAUUGCGUUAUGAACAACAAAGGGAAAGACAAGAUAAUCCCAAACUUGACAGCAUGCGGUCCAUCUUGAGAAACCAUAGAUACAGGAGAGAUGCAAGGACCUUGGAAGAUGAAGAAGAAAUGUGGUUCAAUACUGAUGAAGAUGAUAGGGAAGAUGGAGAAGCAAUUGACAAAAAUAAAAAUGAUGAAGAUAUUAUGGAUCCUCUAAGUAAAUUUAUGGAAAGAAAAAAAUUUAAAGAAAGUGAAGAAAAGGAGGUCCUUCUGAAAACCAAUAUUUCUGGUCGCCAGAGCCCAAGUUUUAAACUUUCCUUCUCUAGUAGUACAAAGACUAACCUCACCAGCCAAUCAUCUGCAAGUAAUUUGCCUGGGUCUCCUGGGUCACCAGGAUCUCCUGGGUCACCAGGAUCUCCUGGGUCGGUUUCUAAAAGCACAUCUCAGAUGGCAGCUAUAACUACCAAGGGAGGAUUAGUGGGGCUUGUAGAUUACCCUGAUGAUGAUGAUGAGGAUGAUGAAGAAAGCCUACCUUUGUCACAGAAAGCAAAGCUAGAGUCCUCAUAAUGACACCUGUGAAGAUCAACAUACAAGAUACUGCUUGGGUGAUAAACUAGGUUUCUAGGGGGUGGGACAGGCCAUAAUCAAAAACUGCAGUCUGUAGUGGAUUACUGUGUGUAACACAGAUCAGCUUUUUUUUAAAAAAAAAUUGGAAUUCUGCUAAUCAAGUGCCAAUUUGAAGGAGCAGAAGAAGAGGAAAUACUACGCUUUAUGGAAGACAUGCCUUUGACCUCUCCAGCUUGGACCACGCAUUGCCCUUUUCUCAGGGAAGGAAAUGGAAAAUAUAAAGCCAACAGGGCAGGAAUUUUGGUAGUGGAAUUCUGGAUUGGCUGUUCAGUUGUUAACAAUCAGAAUAUGCUUUCUUGGACCAUGUACAAGACUUUGAAGAAAAGGCUUUUCUGCCAUAAUUCUUCUCUCGCUAAGAAUGCCAGCAGUUUCUUUGUAUAAAGAGACCUCCCUUUAAACCAUACAUUCUGAACAUUUUAGUCAAGCUACAACAGGUUUUAAAGAAAAAAACUCUUUGGGGGAGGGCUGAACAUACGUUUCCUCUUUUUUAAAAAAUCUGUUCCCUUUGCCCUUUAAACUGCAGAUUUUUGUUUGGAGGUGGGGGAUUUGUCUAUCCCUUGAUUAAAAGAUUGAAUGGAAUUCUAGAUGUCACUUUUGUGUCAUAAUUUUAUUUUUAUUUGCCCCGAGUGUAUGCUUAAUUGUUGAGUAUAUAUUUGGGACCAUUAAAAUUUUUUGAUGUAAUAUAA